Molecule: messenger RNA, 2863 nt
Organism: Orbicella faveolata
Lineage: Eukaryota; Metazoa; Cnidaria; Anthozoa; Scleractinia; Merulinidae
Source: RefSeq, a predicted model, not a curated record
GACGUCAGCAAGAAUCCCCUAUAACUGUUGUACUAAACAGUUUCUUCGACCUGAAAGUAAACGUUUAAAUGUAUCUCAAACCCUAUUUUUUGGCGGCAAAAAUUAAACUACCGAAAAAUUGAUGCUGUGAGCCUGUGACGAGAGUGAUGGACUCUGUAUUUUGGCUCAAGGCAAAAACAACGACCAUCUAAGAAUGGCAGCCAAAAUUGACUUAGCCUGCGAACAGGCUUCCGGCGAGGUCGGAAAAAAAAAUUCGGCGAGUGCCAAACCGAAGAAUUCGGAGAGCUAAGCGAUCGGGGCGGUUCGGGCUCACCGGGAGCCUGUUCGUAGGCCAAAAGUGACUGGGCUUUUCGGCCCUCUGAUUGGCUGUCUGAAGAUAACAUGUUUAGAGGGGCAAUUUACGAACAAACUUCCCAGCCAGAGUCUUCAUUGGACUCAUUGAUGAAUACCUCAUUGUUCGAGCGGCACGCUGACCUUGAGAUUAUACACAUACAGUAUAUAUUUUGUUCUAAUCCCUUAUUACAAGCCAGCAGAUCAGGCAAAUUGUGGCCCGAUCAAUCGUAGCCUACAGAACAGGCGGAUUAGCGGGCUCCAGCACGAUACACAAGCGCGCGCGCGAAGCGCGAGAACGAACGCAAAGCGCGAGAUGAGAAAAUUUUUUCUCCCCUCGCGCUUCGUGCACGGGCUCGUGUAUCGCGCUAGAACCAGCUAAUCCGCCUGUACUGCAGGCUAGAUCGAUCGUGCAUGGAGAAGGAUACGAAGAGAAUCUGAAGAAUUUUAAGCAGGAACCCCGCAGAGCCGGCUGCCAAACUGGAUUUAGGUAAAAGGAUAUUUCUAAUGAGUGAUAGUCGACAAUAAACCUGUGGAGAUUGUAUAUCUUAUAUAAGGAUUUGUUUAUUUUUGACUGAUUGUGGUUGAUUCAAAUUUCUUGUGAUUGGUUUUUAACUGUCUUUCCACCUAAUAAUCUUCUACUAACAUUGUCGAGAUCAUUACCGGAGAAUUUUGCACCCUUUUAACACGCCAAGUUCGAAAAUUAAUGAGCAUCGGUGCCAAACACGGAAGUUUUUGCCUAUUCCGCGCCUCAUUUCUUUUUUAAGUCGAAAGUCGUGAAAUGCUGAGUGAUUGAUUAAAUCACACCUACUAACGCCGUUACACGAUAACACUGCCGAAAGAAUUUGCUCGAGGGUGAUAUGACGGAUUUUGUUGAAGAUCUUGUCAAGGCCUUCCAAAGUUCAAACAAGCGAACGUGGACUGACAGGGGUGAACAAACUAUUUCAAGGUCGAUCAACAUUUAGGGUUUUUGCGAUCGGUAAACCCUCUCUAUAAUAUUUCAUGUUCCAUUGAAAUACGACGUGAAAUGUUGAAUUUCAACUGAGCCUACGCUUUCACGGGUCGUGGAACGCCUUCAAGACACCGGAAGACAUUCCAUUGAAUCGAACCUCUUCGUUCAACAAAGAAAGGCUUGCUUUUGAUCUUUCUUCAAAACCAGGAUUAAUAUCUAUACGUUGCUUUAGAGGAACAUUGGAAACUAUCUUUCGAUAAUCUACAGUGGAAAGAUUUCCGACAAAGGAGUCAUUGAAUAAUGUCUGUCAAGCGAAAGGGAGAUCUGUCAAUUUUCAACAGAGAUCCUCCUUCGUGCUUCUCCAAUCGUGUGGCUAGAGUACGCCGUUCGAACAGCUUAGAAGACAGGCUUCUUCAGGACAGGCUACGAUCAAUUCACUUGGAACACACCAUUAGAAACCGUCAUAUACACAAGGAAGAAAGGACGCUUGUAAAGCAGUUAAACGGAAUCCACACAGUGCGAGAAACGCCGCCAAUAGGACUACAAAGACGAAGGCUACUACAGACUAAUACGGGCAAUCCAAGUUUACUCCAAAAGGCCAGCAACACUGAUCAUUUUGUCCAGAAACGGGCUCAUUCUGCCCAACCACCAUCAGUACAUAGCCAUUCACCCUCCCAUGUAACGCAAUCCACUGCUCUAACGCAAUACCCAGGCCCAGACUGCCGAUGUUCCUACACAGGAUACAGACUGCGUCGGUCACCCACCAUAUCAACAAGCCUAGAUUGCAAGCUUCCUAGAUCAGCAACGUUUCCUUUAUUUCUCUCGGCUAACGAAUUCAGAGAAAGUUUUGGCUCUAAUACAACACAUGAGACGGACACCUGUAAAAACAGUCAUGGAAUUCCAAACGCGUACGUACAAGAUGAGACACAGAUCGGGUUAGGUUCAUGUCGACUGCCGACUAUUGACAACAAUAAAUCAUGAAAUCUGAUUCUAUUGUUCUUCAAUCAGUUCAUCAUGAAAGUUUUUCAAGUUUUUAAUUCUUCAACGUUUUUAUCAAAUAGGUGAACAAAUACCAACUAAACGACCUUUCAGCAAGGUUACAACUAUGAAAAUAUUCAACACAAAAGCGCUGGAGGAACAUUGCACGGAAAUAAGCUGUCGAGAUUUCGUGAUAACAUCAUCUUCAUCUGAAGUGAAACCGGAUAAUCAGAAAUGAUAAAUACUAUGUGUGUCUUUGUGUAUAUAUAACUGUUGCCAUGCAACAAAAAGAUGAAUACUGUACAGCAUAUUGUAUUGUAAAAAAAAUAAGGAAAGAAUGUUUCACUUCUCCCGUAGAGAAGUCAAAUAAAGUUGGAAAGCAAUAUACAAGAUUAAAACAGUUCUCUCCACUGUGUGCCAGUUGAAAGCAGUGCACAACGAGCCUUAGCCUUCAAAUAAAGCGCCAAAUAUUUCCAGCAGUUUAUGCUGGAAAUACCAUCAAUUCUCUAUUUUCCAAUUGCUCACAAUUCACCCUGUUUGCCCCCCCAAACUUUGCAUAAACUAUUGUUGUGAAAUACUCUUGGGAGGUCUGCAUAUUCCCAA